CAAAACGCUAAUUUCGUUUUGAGUUUUUCUCAGCCGCUGUGUCCGCUGUUUGGUUUUAACAAUUUAUCAUAAAUUAUCGUCAUAGUUGUUUAAAAAGAGUUAUUGUUUUGCUAAAAAAUAUCGCUACAUAUAUUUUUAUUAAUAAUAGGUAGAGGAGGUUAUUAACUAGCUGUCAGUUAAGAGGACAUUUUUGUGGGACUGCUUCUAUUAAAUUUCGCAAAAUAGGAGACGACAACCCCUUUAAGUUUUCAAAUUUCAUAUCGAAUCUGCCACCAAUCAUACAGGCAUUUGCUGUCCAUACAGACAUUUGCUGUCCAUAGUUAAAACUCCAGCUAAAGAACAAAAUAAAUUACAAGGAUAUUAACUCAGAGGAUAAAAAAACAGAGACACUUAGGAUUUACAAGGGUGGUGGAGCGAUGCCUCGUUGCAGUAAACGCACGCGGAGCGGUGCGCCCACUAACGGGGGCGAUGUGCUGCCAGGAGCCACCUCGAUAGACGACCACCAUCACCACAAACGAUCUAGAAACAGCAGUUCACGUCGACAUUCCAAAUCUGAAGACAUCAGUUUCAGUGUUAAGAAAUGUUUAACAUGGUUCAAAGAAUACACUACGGUCACAGAACCUGAUGUAUUAGGUCCAGAGGGAAUGGAAAAGUUUUGUGCAGACUUAGGUGUAGACCCAGAAAAUGUAGUCAUGUUGGUUAUUGCAUACAAAAUGGGCGCCAAACAAAUGGGAUAUUUCACACAAGAAGAAUGGUUAAAAGGUUUAACAGAACUACAGUGUGACAGUGUGCACAAAUUGCAGAACAAAUUAGAAUAUUUACGCAGUUUACUCAACGAUCCUUAUAUAUUUAAGGCUAUAUACAGAUAUUCUUAUGAUUUUGCUAGGGACAAGGAGCAGCGGUCGCUGGACACGGGCACGGCGCGCGCGCUGCUGGCGGUGCUGCUGCCGCGCUGGCCGCUGCGCGCGCAGCUGGCGGAGUUCCUCGCGCGCGAGCGGCGCUACCGCGUCGUCAACCGCGACCAGUGGUGCAACAUCCUCGAGUUCAGCCGCACCGUCGACGCGCACCUCACCGCAUACGACGCCGACGGCGCGUGGCCGGUGAUGCUGGACGAGUUCGUGGAGUGGCUGCGGGCGGAGCGCGCGGCCGACGUGGCCAUGCCGCCCGCCAGCUGAGGCCGCUAGCACGCACGGUACGCGCCCGGCCACGACACACCACCCACACCACCACCACCACCAUCACCACCACCACCACACCGCUUCAAUCUCAAACUUUACUGACAUACGGCCGUGUUCACGACGCGGGACAAUCGCGACUCUAUCUAAUUUGGUGAUGUGCCGCGCGUUAAACACUUGUCACCGUGACUGGCUGUAGUAAAUUAAACCAUUCAUGAAAUCAUUUUGCAGCUAAAAGUCCGCUACAAACUAAUAACAAAUGACGUCAUCAUAGGGUUGCCAGAAUGAGAAUACAGCGACUUGUCUAGUAAAAGCAGUUCCUUUGCGGUAGGUCUGCAGGUUUAGCACUCUUUAGAUAUUAGUCCUGCGUGAAAAUAUCGAUUGCUAAACUGCGUUUUAGCAGGACAUAGUUUAUGAUUCUGGACAAAACCGAAAUACCUAAAAUAUAUAUUGGCAACCCUGAACAGUGUGUGACUUAUAGUAGAGCUUAUCAAAAAUACGCAUGAUCUGCUAUUUGAUGGCAAAAUAACAUCAACGGAUAUUAAUAAAAUUUAACCAAACAUACACAAACUAAAAAAAUUGAAAAGCGUCACAUCAUCUUUAUUUGGUAAGUUAAUUAUUAACAGUAAUUAAUGUGCACACGUUGGCCGAUUUCAUUUAAAAUUCAUGAUUGGUAAUUAAUUAAUUAAUUAUGAAAACAACAACCAUGCUAAAAAUUAUCACAUUAAUGUUACGAAUGAUUCAGUUGACUGCCAAUUAACCUAUCAGCUAAUGUGCUGCGAUUCAGGCUCGACUUGGGUCUCGAAAAUGUACUACCGUCACUCGAAUAGUACCAAAAGCACUGCCCUGAAGAGCCCUCAACAAAUAUAGACAUAGGGCCCUUCUAUGGCAAGCUACGAUACUGCUCUUUGUGUUAUGUUCGUCAUACGUCAAUUUUUAGACAUUCUAGCCAAAAUUGACUGUUUUUGUCAACCAAUACGUAAAUAAUUUUUGGAGUCAUAUUAAAGAAAUUUACGAACUUGACAAAUAAUUUCGUUAACGCAGGUUGGUUUGGUCAUAUGUUAUAACGCUAAAACGCUCGACUUAAUACUUCAAUCAUAUCAUUACAACACAAUUAACAGAAAAAUAUUACAUAAAAAAAAUUACCGUCUCCUAAUAUAAGAAACUUAUGAAACAAGCAUGCUUAUGAAAUUCAUUAACAUGGUAAUAUAACCGGCAGAAACACCCCGUAAAAAGCGUACAUUUCACAAACAUCGUAUUUGGGAAGUGUUUAUGUACCAAACAACUUUGUAAAGUGGACUCAUUGUAAAUGUAUCCUUUUUGUAUAUUACUCUAUUGUCUAAUUUGGAAUAAACGACACAGUGACGCGCGAUUUUUCUUUUACUUUAACACAUCCGAUGUUCUGCUUGCCGUGUGCUGAAACGGGAUAUCCAGUCAAAAACGUAUAGAAUAGUUUUGAAAGCCAGUGGUGGUGUUUGAGAAGUCUAUCCUAUUGAUAUAUAGUAUAUACUGUAACUGGAUGUCCCGGGCCAUCUACCCAGCAAGGGAUGCACGGAAAGGUUUCAUUCUUAAAUGCCAAAUAUAAUGUCAGUUUUUGAAUUUAUUUUACGAUUGAUAUACAUGAUUUUUUGCACACGGAGGAGCUACAGACACACACAUGCACACACACACAUACAUUGUAUUGUGUCCUAUAUAUUUUUGUCUCAUUACUAGUUUUAAGUUUACUUGUAUAUUUUUAGCAUUUAUAUUUAUGUAUAUUAUGAAUUUACUACCGCUCCUCUAUAAUACAUAUAUGUUUGAAAAUCAGUUUUGUUUUAGCUAUUACUGUAUCAUAUGCAAUCUCUGAUAUCCAGUUUGAAUCUGUUUAUGAGUCAAUUCUGAUGAUGUUUAUUUGAACGAGCAGUAACAGUAGGUAUUGUACUCAGUACUUAAUAAGAGUCCUCAAGAUAUAUUAUUGACGAAGAAGCGCGCAGAAUUGUUAAGAAAUGCACAGCGUGACGCCUUAGAAUAAUGCGAGCAUAUUGUGAUAAUUUACUUCUGUGUAUUUUACAUAAGCUUCAAGAAAUAUGCCGACACGAACAAAAUUGUUUACAGUAUGUUUGUUGACAUAAAUAUGAAAUAUUUUGAUAAUAUGUCACAGCAGUGGCAGUGCGAUAAUUUAAGAGAGGGGGGAAUAAUUCGCGAUCAGUUUGCUAAGAAUGGCGAUAGCCUAGUUGGGUGUGGAACGGACUGCCGAGACGAAUGUCCGCAGGUUCAAAUCCCAAGGGCACACACCUCUGACUUCUAAAAAAAUCAUGUGUGUAUUCUUUGUGAAUUUAUCGUUCGCUUUAACGGUUAAGGAAAACAUCGUGAGGAAACCUGCACAUCUGAGAAGUUCUCUAUAGGAAUUUCGAAGGUGUGUGAAGUCUACCAAUCCACACUAGGCCAGCGUGGUGGACUAAGGAUUAAUCCCUCUCACUAGUAGAGGAGGCCCAUGCUCAGCAGUGGGCAAGUCUUUAAUACAGGGCUGUUAUUAUUAUUAUUGCUUAGAAUGUAUUGAAAAACAUAAUACGACUAUCCCGUCGUUUUAUUAGGAUUGGUCUCUUGGCCAAUCAAACAUUAAAAUUACAUUAAUUUUCGAGCCGCGGUUUUUUGGGACAUUCUAAGGGGGGUGGUAAAUUUUUUACACUAUUAAUAAACUUUGGUAAGUGUAAUCAAAAUUUAUCUGACCAAUGAGUGAAGUCACUUCAACAAUCGUUGGAAUUAUUUUAUUGUAUUUUUAACCAUCCAUCACCAAGGACAAAUAUUUUUUAUAGCAAAAAUUACAAAAUUUGAAACACUAAUGACAUCAUCAGGGUUGGCUCUAUUAUAUUAUAUAUUUUAAUAAAUUUUGCCCACCGACAUUCUUUUUUCAAUAAAAUAGUUUAACUAAAGAUUUUUUUUUAGUUUGAGCCAUUGUUUUUUCUUUCUAUACCAAAUAACUCCGGUGGGAUUGUGUUAACAAUGUCCUGUAAAAGCUUUUAAAGACAUGUUCACUGCGACUGAUUUUUUGACACAAACUAAAGUUUUUUUAUUCUGUAAUGUUUACUUUAUCUCUGGACGUUUUUAUUUUUUGCAACUGACAUGUUUUUAUUUGUAAUAAAUUUUUCAAUACUUAAUUAGAAUUUUCAGUUUAUAUCGUUAGUCGAGCAGAAACUAAAAAUGCUUGAAUAUUAAUAAUUUAUAAAAACAAAAAUGUACUUUAUUUGUUAUGGCAAAUAAGGCAAAUAAAUGUUCUCUCAAUAAAUAAUUAUCAAGAAAUUUGUCAAAGGAUUUGGUUAGGGCUGAGAUGAGGUCAGGUUAUUGUAGCCCUAAUUUAGUUUGCAAAAAAACAUGGUCAGCCAACAGCAAGCAUGGGUGCAUCAUGGCAUUAAUAUAAAAUAUGUAAUAAAGGUUGUUUAUUGUGAAGGUGGUUGUGGUAAGCGAAAAAAGGUGGAAGGAGUAUUGUUGUGCUUUGAAAAUAGGGUGAAUCACUUCAAUGGGCUCAGUACAUAUUUUGGUAAGAGUUGCUUGCUUGACUUUUCCUGCUCAAGAAGUGUAACAUAUCAAGUGUUAGUUUGUUACAUAUUGAUAGUCAACUCAUUCAGUAAACAGAAAAAUAUGGCCUGUUCAAAACUAUGGUGGAAGACACGAAGAAGACUCAAGUGGGUAUUCUUGGGCUUUUUUAAAUAGUUCAAUAGCAAUAGUGAUUUUUACAAAAUGGAUUUAAGGCUGCAUUUUUAAAUCUGCCAAAGAAAUAAGGCUUUUGUGGUUCCUGCUUGUACUAAAAAAUAUAUGGAAAAAAUAGAAACGUCCAAUUAUAGCGCAAGCAGAUUACUGCUGACUUUAGACUGGACUACUAAUGUCAUUAUACAGAAUCAAGUUCCAAUAAAUAGACUAGGUUUGUGUCUAGUCGACAAUAGGCUUAGAUGUAGAUAUUGUUUUAUAUAAAACGUGUAGUUAGAUAUAUUAAAUUCUGAUUGUAAGUGGGGACUAGUGCGUACACAGACUAACAGGACGCUUGCACUGUGAGUAGCCAUUGGGUGGAAAUACUACCGUGAAUUAUCGAGAGCAUGGUAAUAAUGCCCUCGCUUCUCGAUCAUAUUGUGUGAUGUGUAAAUUUAAUUCAUGUUCAAUUGUCAAUUUAGCGCACCAUUUGUUACAAAAACCAGUAGUGGAUGUUUUGGGCCUAACUUUUGACAUAGACUUGGAAUUCACAGUUGCAUCAUUUAGACAUUGAAUACCCAAAGGCUGACAUUAAUUCGAACGAUUGGCAACUCUAGACAAAACAGAAUUAAACAUAUUCGUUACAAGUAGGAACCAAUUAUAGACCUUUUCAAAUAGAGCUGAAAAUGUACAUUUCUGUGUAAUUGAUGGAAAUAUAUUUAUGAAAAUUCUCAUACACGUCAAUUUAAUAAAAUAUUGUGAAUUUUAAUACUCGGCAAUACAACUGAAAAAAUCCAGAGCACUAAUUAAUUUUGAUUUAUACAGCUGGGGACAUUGCUACAAAAUCCUCAAUAAAAUGCAAAGAACAAUCAAAUACAUCAAUAUAAAAAUUAUUUGGAAUAUUCAUAGUAUUACUGCGUUGUAGUCAAAUUUAAUAGAGUAUUAAACUUUUUAAUUACAUUUAAUUUUUAUAAUAAUUAUAAUGAAAUGUUGAUAAAAUUGUGUAUAUUACCGCAAUAUGAGUACCUAUAAUAUAAAAAGUAAAGUAGGUAUAUAUCUAUGAAAGGAUUAUGAUAUGUAUAAGUUUAGAAUUGUUAAAACUGUGUACGCACAGGUCAUCUUGUUUCUCUGUAAAUGACGGUGUAUACUAAAUUAAUCACGAAACGUUUAGGCCGCUGUACCGAAUGUUAUUACAGGAGGAAUAUGAAUAAAAAACUUUCUAAAAUCA
This is a messenger RNA of Manduca sexta (tobacco hornworm), 6066 nucleotides long. RefSeq names its product DCN1-like protein 5 (gene SCCRO4). Gene Ontology annotation, cellular component: ubiquitin ligase complex. Gene Ontology annotation, molecular function: cullin family protein binding; ubiquitin-like protein binding; ubiquitin conjugating enzyme binding. Gene Ontology annotation, biological process: positive regulation of ubiquitin-protein transferase activity; protein neddylation. Lineage: Eukaryota; Metazoa; Arthropoda; Insecta; Lepidoptera; Sphingidae. The record is from RefSeq and is a predicted model, not a curated record. The transcript is spliced from 10 exons. The coding region runs from base 417 to 1175 and encodes 252 amino acids.